Scatophagus argus is the source of this 1016-nucleotide messenger RNA. It is a transcript of the gene hes3, whose product is annotated as hairy-related 3. Gene Ontology annotation, biological process: regulation of neurogenesis; anterior/posterior pattern specification; regulation of transcription by RNA polymerase II. Gene Ontology annotation, molecular function: RNA polymerase II cis-regulatory region sequence-specific DNA binding; DNA-binding transcription factor activity, RNA polymerase II-specific; protein dimerization activity. The record is from RefSeq and is a predicted model, not a curated record. Lineage: Eukaryota; Metazoa; Chordata; Actinopteri; Scatophagidae. The transcript is spliced from 4 exons. Gene Ontology annotation, cellular component: nucleus. The coding region runs from base 171 to 881 and encodes 236 amino acids.
GCUGUCAAAUGACGCCAGUGUUGCUCAUUUGAGCGCAAGAGACAGGCGGGACUGUUUGCAUUGAGAUGUUAAGUGGGCUGUCUCUAUAUAAAUCCACUCAGGGUCAACUCCUUCACUUGUGCGCCAGAAGGGGAGAAAGAGAUUAACUUCAAGGAACUCAGGAAAACAGAAUGGUGGCGACGACAGACUGCGCAGAAAAAUCCAAACCCUUCGCUGGAAACAAGGUGUCCAAACCAGUCAUGGAAAAGAAACGAAGAGCACGCAUAAACAAGAGUUUGGACCAGUUAAAAUCUCUUCUGGAGAGCUACUACAGCACCAGUAUUCGAAAGCGCAAACUGGAAAAGGCCGACAUCUUGGAGCUCACCGUGAACCACCUAAGGAACCUCCAAAAGAUCCACAGCUGCACUGCCGCUGCUUCCGAGUUUUCUGAUUACCAAAGUGGCUUCCGCCGCUGCCUGGCGAAUGUCAACCAGUAUCUGCUGAUGGCGGAUAACCUGAACGGGAGCGACCGCUGGACGUUAUCGCAGCUUUCUAAUAAACUCCACCGCUCCCGGGGACGGGAGGAAGUCUUCAGCACCACGGACAGCGGCCAGUGCCAGGCGGACACACAGGAGGAGGAGCGGGAUCUCUUUCCAUCGGCAGUGGCACCUGAGGAGAGAAAAACGGCCACAUCUAAAGCUCUGAAACUCAGUUGCCCCAACACGUCUCCUUCUUCACCGAGUGAAGACACACGGCAGCCUACUGGAAACAAACAGGCUGUCCUUGUUGUGGCCCCCACACAAAAUAGUCAGGACAAGAGUUCCAGUCACAAGAAGUUUCACUCGGUCAGUCACAGAAAUGAAGCCGCAAACGCUCAGAACAACGUGUGGCGACCUUGGUAGCCUGGAGCUGAUGAAAACAUGUAGAUAUCCUAAGUCAUAGCUUGACUGAAUGUUUACAAUUGCACUGUAGCCUAUACAUUUCCACAAUAUGCUAUUACCUAUAAACACUGUAUAUGUUUUAUUUUCUUAAUAAAA